Molecule: messenger RNA, 2088 nt
Organism: Oryzias melastigma (Indian medaka)
Lineage: Eukaryota; Metazoa; Chordata; Actinopteri; Beloniformes; Adrianichthyidae
Gene: il15l
Product: interleukin 15, like
Exons: 4
Coding region: 1218-1634 (138 amino acids)
Biological process (GO): positive regulation of T cell proliferation; positive regulation of immune response; positive regulation of cytokine production
Cellular component (GO): extracellular region
Molecular function (GO): cytokine receptor binding; cytokine activity
Source: RefSeq, a predicted model, not a curated record
GAAUCAUGUUUUUUUAUUGUUUGGCUGAUAAAUGGUAGAUCUGACAGUUUGAUCUUUCCACAUAACUCUGUGGCUACUUUGCCCAUAAGUGACAGGGGCAGGUGGACCCAGCGAGUUAGAUCGUCUUGAAUGUUUUUCAGUGACGGGGUAUAAUUUAGCUGAUUUGACAGAAUCUUUUCCAUUUGAAAAAAAAUCUUCAAAUUCUUUGUGCACUUAAUGCGUUUAGCUAUUUUAACAGUAUCCAAAUAGCUUUAGCAUUUUCAGCAAAUCCCUUCAACGAUUACAGUAAAUUAAUGUAGCACAUUCAACAAAAAGCAUUCACACUAGCAUUAUCACAGCUAAUGCAACUUUUCUAGUUUUCUUUGUAUUGAGUGUUUUGGGAUCUGGUUGUUAUUUUAACGAUUGUUGUGUUUGUUUUUUACUGUUGAGAAGAGUGCAUGUACAUGUAUACUAGAACGGCCCUCAUGAAGAAUAACUACUGGUACAUCCUAUAGCUAAUGGAGAUCCUUACUAAAACCUUAAACUUUAAGUCCUAUAGGUGUGUGAAAUGUGUAUUCCACCUUUGACCCCUCCCCUGGGGGAGAGGUGAGCUGCAGACACAAACCAUUUGGUGGUUGGUAUGUAGAGAACAAAAAAAAGAAGAUUUUUGAAUGAAGUUAUCUGAAAUCAUGAGUUUUGAAGGGCAAGUUCGAGAAGCAGCAAAGCCGGAAUAACCUCGAGGUGAGUAAUGAAUUCUGGAGAAACAGGGAUGGAGGAGGAGGAGGAGGAGGAGGAGGAGGAGGAGGAGUCAGAGGGAGUAGAGGACGGCGGAGGGAACACAAAGCCUCAGAGAGCAGAGAGGCAGCUCUGCUGAAAGCUUGUCCUCAUGCUGCUCCUCCGUGCGCUCCUGUCCCGCUCCUGCAGGAGACACGUCCAGGAGACGCAGAGGAGCUGAGCAGGAGAACCGGCUCUCCUGGCAGGAGGAGAAGCUGCUCUCUGAUCUCAGGACUGAAACCUUCUCUGUGAAAGGGCUUUCUGAUGGGGAGAGUUGGGUCAGUUUCUGUCUGAGGAACCCCUCCCUCUGAAGUUCUGGACGGCCGCUUGCAGGAUUCCUGGACCCUACGUUUGUUUUGACUCCAGCGUGGACUCCAGCACAGGAGGAGCAGCAGGAGGAGCAGCAGGAGGAGCAUGUACGCUGCACACACAGUGACUCAGAGAAUGGUUCUGCGGCUUGUGCCAUGCUGAGGGGGGGUCCCGCUGUCCUCGGCGUGUUUCUGCUGGUGUCGACGUCCCUCGCCGUGCCCUGCCCCAGAAGCAUCAUCACCAGAGUGGAGACCCUCAUGACAGAGAACCUCCUGCAGAACUGCUCGGACUCCACGCUCUACACCCCCAGCAGCCUGGACUUCAAGCAGAGAUGUCCCGGGACCACCCUCGCAUGCUUCGCCGCCGAGCUCAAAGUCCUCACUGACGAGCUCAGGAUCAGUGGCUGCAAAGACUUCUCGAAGAGUGUUCAGAGACUUGAAACGUUGUCAAAACGGUACAAGGGAGAGACAGACUGUCUUCAGUGUGAGUUCCUGGAAGAGAAGAGCAUCGACAGAUUCCUCUCAAGUCUCCUUUCCACCCUGCAGCAAAUCUGCAGUGAAUCUGCAUCCUGAAGGCUCCUCAAUCCUCACCUGGGAAAGUGAAGGACAUCAGUGUGCAAAGGAGGAACGGGACGGAGCCGAUAACUCAGAUCGGAUCUCUGAAAAAUCCGGAUGUCUGGACGUUGAAGUCCCAGAUGUCGCCGCCUCGUCCUCGGGGGCGUUUGUGGGAGGCCUCAUGGACCCCCCCCUCCACAUCUUCAGUAAAACAGGAUGCUCUGAGAAAAGUUUUAGCUGCGCGUAUAACAUGCUGUUUCUAGCUUUGACCACAAAUCUGGGCUUUAAGGAAUGUUAAUUGAUGUUGUCAAUCAUAUCUGUCAGCAUGCUGGAAUUUAAUGUCCUGAAGCUUCGAAAGCUACAAAUGCUUUUAUGUCUGCAGAUGGUUUUAAUUAAAGGCGUCCUGUUGCUUUUGCUGCUUCGUGUUUCUUGGAUCUCUGUGGGUGAAAUAAAGAACAUUCUUUCAAUAUUA